CCGAGCGCCACAUCGCCGCAUAAAUCCUGCUGCGAGAGCUUGUCAAAGCGAGCGAAACAUAGCGACAGUCAUCCGGCUAGUCAGCUAUUGCAGCAAUUGCAGCAGCAAUCCGAGCCAAGAGCACUAGGCCUUCACCAGGACGACGGUGGCGGGCGCAUGGAUACAACAAGUGGUACGAGGUCCGCCACUGGCCAACCUCCUCACUCGAGCAGCGUUCUCAUGAAUCUUCUCGUUUCCGGCUGCGAUAUGCAGGCUAUUCAAGAGGAGCUCCAAUGUACUAACUCGAGUGUGUUGACGGCUGGUUCGAAACAACGGCAGCAACAUAAAAUAUCGGAAUUGCACAUACAAAACGAGGAUCAAGUACAGACAGUGCCACAGUGGACAAAUAGUUUGAAUAGUGACAGUAUGUCCAGCAUUAACAGCUGUAGUCCUAUUCACAAUAAGCAAACAAAUUACGAUCCGCUAAGCUAUGAUAACGAGCUAAAUUUUAUCAAUAGUACCGAUAUGUUGCAAGAUAACGAGCUUUUUAGUGCACUUGAUUCAACUCUGCUCUGAGCUCACAAAUCGCGAGACAAACUUUGAUUUUUUUUCUUUAUUUAUUUUUUUUUAUAUUUGUCUCAUGCAUUUGGUUUUAUUUUUGUUGUUAGAAUUUAUACAAUUACAGAUAUAUACAUAAACAUAUACAUAAUUAUAUAUAACUUGUCUUAUAAGACGUCCGGGGCCUUUUAACAUAUAGUUUGUUGUAGAAAUAAGCGCCAUAAUUAUUCAACAUUACAAGAAUGGACAAUGACGUAGCACGAACCAUACAAUAGAUCAAUUUUUUUUGCUACUAUUUCUUGCUCAGUCAGCUUCCGAAAACUCGUUUACGUCUCUCUUAUGUGCAUCGUUAUUAGAGAUUCAUUUCAAUGCAAUUGCUUUUUCCAUUUCACUUACUUUUAUGACGAUUUAUUAUUUUCUUCUUACUGUCAUUUUUUCGAGGCCCUUGUAAAAACGAAUGUUUUAUAUUGUACUGGUGCUGGUAUAAUUAUGGUUUAAAUGUAAACAAUAAAUUUGAUAAAAUAACUAAUAUGAUGAUGAUUAUUAUGUGUAUACUCUUGAACUUUAAGAAUCUCUGAGUAUUCAAUGAUUAAAAAUUAUAACUAAUGACUACUCGAGAUAUCAUAAUGUGACUUUUAUAAUUUUAAUUUUUUACGAAAAUUACAAAUUUUUCACAAAUUUUUUUACAAAAUUGUAAUUAUAUGUAUGAUGCGUUUCAUGAUUUUAAUCCAACAAAUCCUCAAGAGAACUUGUAACUACACAUCUUUGUUUUUAUAAUGCUCUGUAACUAUGAUGAUUGAUGAUCAGUACAAGUGUUAACUGAAUGAUUGUAUAAUUGUUGGUUAUAAACAAAGAAAAUUGUACAGCAAAAAAAUAACCGUUGACAAAACGAGUGAAAGAUUAGUUGAAUCAUAACAAUCGAACGAUAAGAUGAUUUUGAAAUAACUACCGUCAGAAUGCACUACUUAAGUAGGACCGUGUGAUCAUACAAAAAAAUGGGGUGGUGACGAUGUCAUUUUUAAAAAUCUCAACAAUAAAAAAAAAUAAUAAAUGAAAAAAAAAUUGUAGCCUAAGUGACACAUCACAGCACGAGAUAUAGUCGUGCGCGAAAAGCACUUGUAAUGUGUCCCAAAAAGUAAUACUGUAAAGAUUAUUAUAAUACUAAAAAAUUUAUUAUAUUUACAUUUGGUCAAAUAAAAAGGACAUUCUUCAGUUUUCCUUCUUGCUCAACGACUUUCCACAAAUAGCAUAUAUUGUAGCUGCAUUUCUUCAAAUUUUAUAUGUUGUUUGCAGAUAAACAAUAUAAGCCAUUCGUGUAAUCAGUCGAAGAAUGAAUCACGAAAAAGUGUAUCAAGACAAUCUAAAAGACUGUUAUUUAAAUUCUUUUAUUAUAAUUAUUUUAUAUUUUCUUGUAUUUUAUACAAUUACAUAGAUUUACAAAGCUAAAAUAUACUCUUUAUAUAAUACAAUUAUACGAUCACGGAAUUAGCGUUUGUCAUUCAUAUUUAACCACAGUAGGCAUACGAGAAUAACAGUCAUAAAUAUUGCUAUAUGUUGCUCGAUUUUUAAGAAAAGAACAACUAUAUAGCUAAACAGUUUGUUACUUUUCCGGUUUGGUAGGUUUUUCAAUCUUUUUAGUUAGUCGUGUUGACAGCUUGUUACUGAUAUGAUAUGAUGUAACCUGUUUUAAAUUUUCUAAAUAAAGAUACUGUCCUUGUUCCUUUUUAUAAUAAAUAGUUUUGUUUGUUAUUGCGUGAGUUUGUGAGUUAAAUUCAUUUUUUGGGUUCGUCUGAAGAGUAUUAAAAUGUCAUGGAAACAUUUUGCACAAGUCUGGAAAAAUACCACGUACUAACUCACGUCCCAUGUCAGACAAAAACAAGUUCACAGGUCUAGGUGGCUGCUGGUACGGCUAGCAGUGAAAUGGCUUUACAACGCAAUAACAACAAAUGCAAACUAAUAAGAAUAUAGAAAAUGCAGGUACUGUUAUUUAAGCACCUAAUGAAGCGAUUUUUGUGGAUUUAAGUUCGCUUUAUUAUUCGUGUUUAGUAUUUGGCGCACGCUCGACAGUUAACAGACGCGCGAUGGCUGAUAACUAGAUGAAGAUAAGUGACGUAUCCGCGAAACUUACUAAAAAUUAAUCUGUUGUUCUAUGAAGUACUGUUGGCAUUCAAUGCGGCGCAGAAUCAACUCAAUGAUGUUUAACGGCAUGCUAGGGGAUGUACGAGCCAAACGUGAACUUGAACGGUGGCGUCGACAAAAAUUAUAGAUCAGGUAACACUUGAAUAUCGAAUUUUCAACGAAUCAUCCAGCGACUACAAACGGAACAAGUUUCCCUUCGGAAACAACUAGCUUAGUUUCCCCAAUAAUUACACUGACAACAAAUAUAGUCACACCUAUUGAAUAUUACAUAAUAAAUUAAAACCUGGCACAUAUGAUGGCAUCAUUCGUUUAUAUUAUAGUACUUUAAGCAAUUUAAAUUGAUAGCAAAGCAAAUAAGUGAAGUAACAAAAAAGAUUGCAUUUGCUACUUGUUUAUGCGGUAAAACUAAAUAGUUUGAAAAAAAGCUAGAGAUUUUAGAUUUAUAGGGACUUUAUCGAAAAAUUUGGAGAUAUGUUUUGGAAAAGAUACAGAGUCAAAUAGUUACUCCUUAUUUGAAAAUAGACAUGAGGAGCUUGGCGAGAAUCUCCUAAUAACGUUAGCAGCUAAUGUAGAAAAAUUAGAAAAUGAUUAUGAUGAUGUUAGUAUAUAACUAACAAAUAGAUGCUUAUCACAACAGGUAAAUCGUUCUUUCUACUCAGUUAUUUUAAUUCAUAGUUUUUCUUAUUAUUAACUUUAUAAUGACCAAUCAAAGGGCGAAUCGAUCACAUCUAUACAAUAUAUAAUUCAACAGUUGGUUGUCAUAAUAAAAUGUAACCAUGGGUACGACAGUUAUACACGCAUACAACGUUCUUUUUUGUGCCACAAAAAAAUAGCAUGGCAUCAAUAAUCCGAUGCUACGGUCGUCAAUAAAAAAGUGCUUGUACGUAUCACUUGUGCCAGAUUGACUAUUGCGUAGGCGUUUGGUCGUAUCUGAGUUUAUUUAUUUACUAUGUUUCUGUCACGCACUGUAAGACCGAUGUCGGCAGUAAUCAAAACAUGGCAGUAGCAUGCGUUCAAAAAUUAUAAAAUAAAUUGGAGAUGUGUUUUGAGGUCUCCGAAAUCUCGCGCCCUCGUGUUUGUUCCCGUCUCGAUAAUGCUUGUGGCUCGAUACUCGAGUCUCGCGUCGAAAGCAUUUCCAAAAUGUUCGUGCGAAAAUUUGUGUUUAUAAAUAUGCAAAUCAAGCUGUUGCGCAUACUUAGACGCGCGACUGCGCGCAGAAAUGUGCGUUUGCUUUUCUACGAUACACGUGAAAAUCUGCGCGUCAAUGUUCAGGCUUUUUCGGUGCGCCAAGUUGUCGUACAGCGUGAACUCGAGCCAA
Messenger RNA from Phymastichus coffea, 3994 nucleotides. RefSeq lists its product as uncharacterized. NCBI's taxonomy places the organism in Eukaryota, Metazoa, Arthropoda, Insecta, Hymenoptera, Eulophidae. The record is from RefSeq and is a predicted model, not a curated record. Bases 157 to 555 code for a protein of 132 amino acids. The transcript is spliced from 2 exons.